Messenger RNA from Apaloderma vittatum (bar-tailed trogon), 230 nucleotides. RefSeq names its product tumor necrosis factor (ligand) superfamily, member 14 (gene TNFSF14). Gene Ontology annotation, biological process: immune response. Gene Ontology annotation, molecular function: tumor necrosis factor receptor binding. The record is from RefSeq and is a predicted model, not a curated record. Gene Ontology annotation, cellular component: membrane. The transcript has a single exon. NCBI's taxonomy places the organism in Eukaryota, Metazoa, Chordata, Aves, Trogoniformes, Trogonidae. The annotation marks the transcript as partial.
CGAAACAUCACCUUCCACGGCAUCCACAAGAGGACCCCCCGUUACCCGGGGGUCCUCGACCUCCUGGUCAACCAGGUGGUUUAUUGUCCCCAGGUUCAGGGCGGGGCCUGGGUGCGGCAGAGUUUUUUGGGGGGGCUCGUGCGCCUCGAAGAAGGCGACGAGGUUUUCACGCGGGUGCGGGCGCCCGAGUUGGUGAGGGUGGUGGACGGCACCCGCUCUUACUUCGGGAU